This is a messenger RNA of Helianthus annuus (common sunflower), 1084 nucleotides long. RefSeq names its product G-type lectin S-receptor-like serine/threonine-protein kinase SD1-1. The record is from RefSeq and is a predicted model, not a curated record. Lineage: Eukaryota; Viridiplantae; Streptophyta; Magnoliopsida; Asterales; Asteraceae. The transcript has 6 exons. Gene Ontology annotation, molecular function: protein serine/threonine kinase activity; ATP binding. The coding region runs from base 1 to 990 and encodes 329 amino acids. Gene Ontology annotation, biological process: protein phosphorylation.
AUGAUGAAACUCUUUAUAAGUAGUCAUGUUACAAAUGUAAGAGAUAUCUCUAUCUCUGAUAUCUAUCAUAUCAAAAUCAGGUACAGAAAUGGGGGAACAAGGAUUAAGGAAAAUGUCUACGGGGAAGAGCUUCUUGACUACGAGGAGGAGGACGAGAAAGCCACUGAUUCCGCUGCCAUUAAAGUCAACAACGAAGCCAUAAAGAAUUUAUUCAUAUGGUUUUGUAUAGAGGGAACCGAAAAAAUGUUGAUUUAUGAAUACAUGCCAAACAAAGGCCUUGAUUCCUUCAUAUUUGAUAAAUCUCAAAGCGAACUCCUUGAUUGGCCUACACGUUACCACAUUAUUAAUGGAAUUGCUCGCGGACUUCUUUAUCUUCACCAUGAUUCCCGGCUUAGAAUCAUACAUAGAGAUCUCAAAGUCAGUAAUAUUUUGCUCGACAUGGAUAUGAACCCGAAGAUAUCAGACUUUGGCAUGGCUAGAACUUUUGGAGGAAAACAGUUAGAAGCAAACACAAACAGAGUGGUUGGAACAUAUGGCUACAUGGCGCCAGAGUAUGCGGGAGAUGGCACCUUUUCGACAAAAUCAGACGUAUAUAGCUUCAGGGUAGUACUGCUGGAAAUUGUUUGUGGGGAAAAGAACAGAGGAUUCAUCCAUAAAAAACACAGUAACAACCUUAUUGGACAUGCAUGGGGACUCCAUAAUGAAGGAAGUUCAUUACAGUUAGUUCCUCAUUGCCUAGGUGAAUCAACCAAUGUGUCUGAGAUCCUACGGUGUAUACAUGUUGGUUUGUUAUGUGUUCAAUGUCAUGCAGUAGAUAGACCGACCAUGACUUCCGUGAUCCUGAUGCUGGGCAGUGAGGGUCCGUUGCCUACACCCAAAGAACCCGGUUUUUACAUUGGAGCAUACAUGCAAGAUACUGCACAAUCUUCAAGCUCGUAUGGAAUGAAUACCAACAAUGAAAUAAGUAUUACAACAUUAGAUGGUAGAUGACGUAAUUGAAACGUGGAACCACAACAAUGUUGUUGAGUAACGUCUUUCAUAUAUGAUCAAUAAUGAUACUAAUGAUACGAAUCUCUUUAUAUUA